CAAUCACUCCAACAAUUCACCACUCACUUCAUCAAACUCUCUUUGAACCAAAAUAGACUCAAUCAUCUUCAAAAUGCAGUUCUCUACCGUUACCGCCAUGAUGGCUUUCUUCCUCGCUGCCGCAACUGGAGUCACCGCGAAGCACCACACCCGCCUCCACUGCAUCACUGCCUCUGGCAGCGGGCAAUUUAUCUUCGGCUUCCCUAAUGAUGCUGUGACCAACAAAGUCUGCCCUAGCUUCUGCUCCGACUGCACACUCGGUGACGACGACGGUCACCGUGUUUGCAACUCUCCCGGCAAGGAGAUGGACGGUGAUGGUUUCUCGAACGCUUGCAUCGCUGCCGGUGCCAAUGGCAGUGAAUAA
This is a messenger RNA of Colletotrichum godetiae, 364 nucleotides long. RefSeq lists its product as uncharacterized. The coding region runs from base 74 to 364 and encodes 96 amino acids. Lineage: Eukaryota; Fungi; Ascomycota; Sordariomycetes; Glomerellales; Glomerellaceae. The transcript has 3 exons. The record is from RefSeq and is a predicted model, not a curated record.